Molecule: messenger RNA, 1092 nt
Organism: Lathyrus sativus (Indian pea)
Lineage: Eukaryota; Viridiplantae; Streptophyta; Magnoliopsida; Fabales; Fabaceae
Source: the annotation of a GenBank genome assembly
AUGGUAGAUCAAGAGGAAACUGAAGAACUCAAGCUUCUUGCUGAAUGGAAGAGAAAGAAAGGUGGAUUCAGAGCUACCAUGUUUAUUUUUGUUUUGUCAGCAUUGGAUAAUAUGGGUUUUGUUGCAAACAUGGUUAGUUUGGUUCUGUAUUUCUAUGGAGUGAUGCAUUUUGAUCUAUCAAGUUCUGCAAAUACUCUUACAAACUUCAUGGGUUCAACUUUCUUGCUUUCUCUUGUUGGUGGAUUCAUAUCAGAUACUUAUUUGAAUAGGUUCACCACCUGUUUGAUAUUUGGCUCCUUAGAAGUUCUGGCUUUGGCAAUGGUUACUUUUCAAGCUGCUUCAGGUCAUUUACAUCCAAAUGCAUGUGGGAAAUCGAGCUGUGUGAAAGGUGGGAUUGGGGUUAUGUUUUAUGCGUCGUUGAGUUUGUAUGCACUGGGUAUUGGUGGAGUGAGAGGGUCUAUGACUGCUUUUGGUGCUGACCAGUUUGAAGAAAAGGAUCCUAAUGAAGCAAAAGCACUUGCGAGUUAUUUCAAUUGGCUUUUGCUUAGUUCAACUGUUGGAGCAAUUUCUGGUGUUACUGGUGUUGUUUGGGUUAGUACACAAAAAGCUUGGCAUUGGGGGUUUUUCAUAAUAACCAUAGCUUCUUCUAUUGGUUUUGUCACAUUUGCUCUUGGUAAGCCUUUCUAUAGAAUCAAAGUUCCUGGAGAUAGCCCCACCAUCAGAAUUGCUCAGGUUAUUGUUGUGGCGUUUAAAAACCGAAAGCUGUCACUGCCAGAGUCACACGAAGAACUAUAUGAGAUAAGUGACAAAGAUGCAACAGUGGAGAGAAUUCUUCACACAAGCCAAAUAAGGUCUCUAGAUAAAGCAGCAAUUCUGCAAGAAAACAUGAAACCACAACCAUGGAAAGUGUGCACAGUGACACAAAUUGAAGAAGUGAAAAUCCUGCGCCAUUCUGCUACCAACAGACAAUGCCAGCUACAACCACUACCCUGCUACAAACUCACACCAGACCAACCAUUCUGCUAUCCCUGCUUUAACUCCUCCCACACCAGACAACUCUGCGACAAUACAACCUGCCCCCUGCUACACUAG